ACCGCUGUGCAGUGUCCCACAUGCUUUUGUUUACAUCCUAGUCGGAUUCCAUUGAUUAGAAAUUAAAGCUUUGGUUUUUAUAAAAAAUAUCAAAUAGCACUGGUGAAAAAUGGGUAAAAAAGACAAAAACAAGAAAAAAGGUAAAGGGGCUGAAAAAACUGCUAUGAAAACUGAUAAAAAGCUUGCAAACAGACAAAAAAAACUGAUCACGAAACUCGGCGAGGACGACAUCGAAACAAUAGUGGCCAAAUAUGAGUCGAAAGAAACUAAAUCGUCCAACUUGACAGAAUCUGUGUGUUCUCCUCCUUCAGCGCGAGUUAAUUUUUCCAUCUGUGCUCAUCCUGAUAAAGAAGUAUUCAUCUAUGGAGGCGAAUUUUUCGAUGGACAGAAAACAGUGGUAUAUGGCCAGUUCUUUUGCUACAAUGUAAUAAAAAAUGAAUGGAAAGAACUCAAGUCGUCAAUCUGUCCUGCUCCAAGGAGCGGUCAUCAAAUGAUAUCUGUUAGCACGGAUGGUGGCCAAAUUUGGUUAUUUGGCGGAGAAUUUGCUUCUCCUUCACAGCUGCAAUUCUACCAUUUCAAGGACAUGUGGGUGUAUCGGAUCGGCAAGAAGCAGUGGGAAAAAAUUAACGCCGCAAAUGGUCCGAGUGCCCGAAGUGGGCAUCGGAUGGUAAUUACCAAAAAAACAAUUUUUGUUUUUGGUGGUUUCCAUGAUAAUAAUAGUUCAUACCGAUAUUUCAACGAUUUAUACGCAUUCUCCCUGGAAAAUUACACAUGGAGUAAGGUUGAUAUUGUUGGUACAGGACCGGCACCGAGGUCAGGAUGCUGCAUGGUUGCCAACACCGAUGGAAAAAUUCUCAUUUGGGGCGGUUAUUCGAAAUCAUCAGUUAAGAAAGAAAUUGAUCGGGGUGUUACUCAUGCUGAUAUGUUCUCACUAACAAUUGAUAAAAAUGACUCCAAAUCUUUCAAGUGGAGUAGUAUAAAACCAGGUGGAAAAAAACCUCCACCUCGUAGCGGAAUGAGUGUUGCUGUUGCCGCAAACGGGAAGAUUUACACAUUCGGUGGUGUCAUGGAUACCGAGGAGGAUGAAGAAGACGUUUGUGGUCUGUUCAGUAAUGAAGUUCAUACUCUCGAUCCGACGAAACACACUUGGAGAAAGCUGGACCUAUCUGUUAAAAAAACUCAGAGAAAACAAGAUAUAGAAAUGACGGAAGAUAAACCUAUCGAUCAUACAACUAUCGUUUCUGAAGAUGGUGUAUUUACCAUGUCUAUAGGAGGUUCAUCCAAAUGCGUUUCUGACAGAAAAAAUGAUAUAGAAUUAAUUGACCUGCCAGGACCUUCACCAAGAAUGAACUCCGGAAUAGUUGUAUGUAAAGGAAAUUUGUACAUUUACGGUGGACUUUACGAAAGCGGAAGUCGACAGUACACAUUGAGCGAUUUCUAUUCGUUAGAUCUACAUAAACUCGAUCGAUGGAAAAUAUUGAUUGCGAACAGCGUAACCGAAUGGCUUGGUUCAGACAGUGAAGAGAGUUCAUCCGACGAUGAUGAUGACGAAAAUUCGGAUGACGACGACAGCGAUUCAAGUGAGAAAGAUAGUUCAGAUAUGGAUACUGAAUAAUGACUGCUACUUCUAACAUAAA
Messenger RNA from Malaya genurostris, 1637 nucleotides. Its product is annotated as kelch domain-containing protein 4. Gene Ontology annotation, molecular function: protein binding. NCBI's taxonomy places the organism in Eukaryota, Metazoa, Arthropoda, Insecta, Diptera, Culicidae. The transcript has 3 exons. Bases 110 to 1615 code for a protein of 501 amino acids. The record is from RefSeq and is a predicted model, not a curated record.